Porites evermanni is the source of this 976-nucleotide messenger RNA. The record is from the annotation of a GenBank genome assembly. Lineage: Eukaryota; Metazoa; Cnidaria; Anthozoa; Scleractinia; Poritidae.
AUGCUUAUCACCUACAUAGAAACUCUGGUGAAUUACAAUCGAGAAGAAGGGAAAACCACACUCGCUGCGCAAGGUUGGGUGAAUGAACUGAAUGUGGCUGAAGAAUCAACGCCUACCAAUGCUACUAAUAAUGAAGAACCAGAUGUGGCUAAUUGGGCAGGCGAAACAGGCCUCAAAGCCUUAACUAGUCGUUUGCUGGGGAAAGUCUAUCAUACCUUUAUGAUCAAACCCCAUGUGGCCGUGUUCAAAACAGGCAAAUGUCUGGUCCCAGGCGUUCAAAUUGAUUUAGAAUUACUCCUGAACGAUAGUAACAUGUUUCUCCUUGGAACACCUGACACUACUACCAGUGUAGACAAAAAGAUUCCAACACUGGGAGACGAUGGCCUCUAUGUCACCUUGUGGAUGAAAAAAGUCACGCAGAAUGCAUCUGUGUAUGCCAGACUGCAGAAAGAANGAUAGUAACAUGUUUCUCUUUGGAACACCUGACACUACUACCAGUGUAGACAAAAAGAUUCCAACACUGGGAGACGAUGGCCUCUAUGUCACCUUGUGGAUGAAAAAAGUCACGCAGAAUGCAUCUGUGUAUGCCAGACUGCAGAAAGAAAGAUCCCUGAGGAAAACCAAAAAAGUGAAAUAUCCAGUGGUUAGAAGUGAAAUCCGAACCUACUCCUUUGAUGGAAACAGUACCAGAUGGAAACAGGACAAUCUCUUUGUACGACGAGUGCCUGGAAAAGUGAUGAUAGGGUUGUUAAAUUCUAAUAACUACAAUGGAACUCUCAACUGCUACUCGUAUGCAUAUGAAAAGUUUGGAGUGACCUGUGUCCGACAGACGAUUGAUGGCGAAGAAUAUCUGUACAGAGCGUCGGAACUGACAGGUAACAGCGGUGCAGAAGAUUUGGUAGGGUAUGACCGAUUUCUAACAGCUUCAGGGGCUUACAAACAUCACAAACCUCCUAUGCUUCUACCAAGUGAUUAG